This is a messenger RNA of Orycteropus afer afer, 1551 nucleotides long. Its product is annotated as cytochrome b5 reductase 4. The record is from RefSeq and is a predicted model, not a curated record. The transcript is spliced from 17 exons. NCBI's taxonomy places the organism in Eukaryota, Metazoa, Chordata, Mammalia, Tubulidentata, Orycteropodidae. Gene Ontology annotation, molecular function: heme binding; oxidoreductase activity. The coding region runs from base 1 to 1551 and encodes 516 amino acids. Gene Ontology annotation, biological process: superoxide metabolic process; generation of precursor metabolites and energy. Gene Ontology annotation, cellular component: endoplasmic reticulum.
AUGCUGAACGUCCCUUCCCAGUCUUUCCCGGCUCCCAGCUCGCAGCAGCGCGUUGCCUCCGGGGGGCGUAGUAAGGUUCCUUUGAAACAGGGCAGAAGUCUUAUGGAUUGGAUUCGACUGACCAAAAGCGGAAAGGACCUGACAGGCUUGAAAGGAAGGUUAAUUGACGUAAGUGAAGAGGAACUUAAAAAACACAACAAAAAAGAUGAUUGUUGGAUAUGCAUACGAGGGUUUGUUUAUAAUGUCAGUCCAUAUAUGGAGUAUCAUCCUGGUGGAGAAGAUGAAUUAAUGAGAGCAGCAGGAUCCGAUGGCACUGACCUUUUUGAUCAGGUUCAUCGUUGGGUCAAUUACGAAUCCAUGCUGAAAGAAUGCUUGGUUGGCAGAAUGGCAGUUAAACCUACUCUUUCUAAAGAUUAUAAUAAAAAGAACAAACUAUUGAACAGCAUGCUUCCUAAGAGCCAAGUGACUGAUACACUUGCCAAAGAAGGCCCUAGUUCCCCAAGCUAUGACUGGUUCCAAACAGAGUCUUUAGUCACCAUUGUCAUAUAUACUAAACACAAGGAUAUCAAUUUAGACUCGGUUAUAAUUGAUCAUCAAGAUGAUUCCUUUAGAGCAGAGACAGUUAUCAAGGAUCGUUCAUAUUUGAUACAUCUUGGCUUAUUUAUUUUCUUUUCAGUGCAGGUUGUUGAGAAUGUGGGGAAAAUAGAGAUUGUCCUGAAGAAAAAAGAGAAUACUUCUUGGAAAUGUCUUGGUCAUCCUCUGGUGGAUCAUAAUUCAUUUAUUCCAAAGAAAGAUACAGGUUUGUACUACAGAAAGUGCCAAUUAAUUUCCAAGGAAGAUGUUACUCAUAAUACGAAGCUUUUCUGCUUGAUGCUGCCACCAAGCACUCAUCUUCAGGUGCCUAUUGGGCAACAUAUUUACCUCAAGCUAACUAUCACAGGUACAGAAAUAGUGAAGCCAUAUACACCUGUAUCUGAUUCCUUACUCUCAGAGUUCCAGGAACCAAUUCUUUGCAACAAUAAAUGCAUCUACUUUUUGAUCAAAAUCUAUCCUGCUGGACUCUUCACACCAGAGCUUGAUCAUCUUCAGAUUGGAGACUGUAUUUCUGUAAGCAAUCCUGAGGGCAAUUUUAAAAAAUCCCAGCUCCAAGAAGUAGAAGAUCUCUUUUUAUUGGCAGCUGGAACCGGUUUUACACCAAUGGUUAAAAUACUGAAUUAUGCAUUGACUCAUAUACCCAGUCUCAGGAAAGUGAAGCUGAUGUUCUUCAAUAAAACAGAGGAUGAUAUAAUUUGGAGGAGCCAAUUGGAAGAAUUAGCAUUUAAAGAUAACAGAUUUGAUGUUGAAUUUGUUCUCUCAGAGCCCAUUUCUGAAUGGAAUGGCAAGCGGGGAUACAUUUCACCAGCUCUUCUUUCUGAAUUUUUAAAAAGAAGCUCAGACAAAUCCAAAGUUCUCAUCUGCAUUUGUGGACCAACGCCAUUUACAGAACAAGGCAUCAGGUUGCUGCAUGAUCUAAACUUUUCCAAAGAUGAGAUUCAUAGUUUUACAGCAUAA